This is a messenger RNA of Chinchilla lanigera (long-tailed chinchilla), 1337 nucleotides long. RefSeq names its product RAB15 effector protein (gene Rep15). NCBI's taxonomy places the organism in Eukaryota, Metazoa, Chordata, Mammalia, Rodentia, Chinchillidae. The transcript has a single exon. The record is from RefSeq and is a predicted model, not a curated record. The coding region runs from base 402 to 1112 and encodes 236 amino acids. Gene Ontology annotation, biological process: receptor recycling.
GCAAGACCCUGUAUCAAAAUCUAAAAUGUACCCGAAAAAUGUCUGGGGAUAUAGUUCAGUGUGAAGGCCCUGGCUGAUUCGAUCCCCAGUGCCACAUAAAAAGUAGAAUGAUUGUAGCCUAGACAGUAAGAGCUGUUUUGUGUGGAAUUUACUGUCUGUAACUUAAUGAAACAACAGGAAUCUCUGUGAGUACAACACUCCCAAAUGACAAACAGGAAGCCUCAAAUGUUUGUUUAGCUGUAUGUCUAUAUGCUUAGCUAUCCCAGGGAAGCUGUAGAGGUGAGGAAACUGAGCAUUUUAACAGAUGUGACUUCAUUGCAGAAGUUUGCUCUGAAAGGAAAGCACUUCUGAACAACGUUCACAUGCUUAACAUUUGGGAGCAGUGACCGAGUGCAGAAAAAAUGGGGCAAAAAGCAUCACAACAGUUGGCUCUGAAGAACAACAAAGAGGUUCUUGGUGUCUGUGAGGUGGCCAGUGAAGCGAUCGUUCAUGCAGCCCAAAAACUGAAGGAGUAUCUUGGAUUGGAGUAUCCUCUGAGUAAACUCUACCUCACUGCAAAUACUCUGAAUGAGAUCUUCUUAAUCCACUUCAUCACUUUCUGCCAAGAAAAAGGAAUUGAUGAGUGGCUUACUACCACCAAAAUGACCAAACACCAAACCUUACUGUUUGGGGCAGACUGGAUUUGGACCUUUUGGGGAACUGAUAAGCAAAUAAGGCUUCAGCUUGCAGUACAGACUCUACAAAUGACUUCUCUUCCUCUGGUGGAGCCAAAGCCUUGUGACCUCUUCAGUCCACAGUCAAAGACAGAAGAGUCUUCUUGGAAGAAAAGUAGAUUCGAUAAGCUGGAAGAAUUCUGUAACUUGAUAGGAGAGGAUUGUCUGGGCCUAUUUAUCAUCUUUGGUGUGCCAGAAAAACCUAAAGAUGUCAGAGGAGUCAUCCUAGACAGCGUCAAAAGUGAGAUGCUGAGGAGCCGUCUGCCAGGACAGCAGGCUGUGAAACAAUUUGUCCUGGAAACUCCAGAGUGUGUCUCCAUCAGAGAGCUGCUUGGAAACUGUCUGAGUAAGAAGGAUGGGCUGAGAGAGCUGGGCAAGGUUUAUAUUAGCAUCCUCUGAACUGGGUAUGUGUGAGGUGACUGGCCUGUAAGAUAAAAAGAAAAGAGCUUUAUUUUCAUUGACUGAAAAUGAUUACUUGGACAAAGCAUGUUAUUGUCACAAUUAUGGAGACAAAAAAACCCCCAAAACUGGCCGUACAUAAGAAAUACUUACGAUUUAGUUAGACCUGUAUUCAUUGUUCAAUAAUAAAAGUUGGGGGAGGAUAAUAAAGUCAUGCAAAAAGUU